This is a messenger RNA of Leucoraja erinaceus (little skate), 3875 nucleotides long. It is a transcript of the gene gtf3c5, whose product is annotated as general transcription factor IIIC, polypeptide 5. The transcript has 11 exons. Gene Ontology annotation, biological process: transcription initiation at RNA polymerase III promoter. NCBI's taxonomy places the organism in Eukaryota, Metazoa, Chordata, Chondrichthyes, Rajiformes, Rajidae. Gene Ontology annotation, cellular component: transcription factor TFIIIC complex. Bases 40 to 1668 code for a protein of 542 amino acids. The record is from RefSeq and is a predicted model, not a curated record.
GCUAGUUGUAGGCCGGACGUAGUUAGGUGUGGGGACCAGAUGCUGCCAAUGGCGGCUGGCGUUGAGACGAUGGAAGUGGAGUCGGAACCUGCGCUGAAGCCGACGCCCGAGCUGGGGGCUGCCGCCAAGUUUGCCGGCUUGCAGACUAAGGCGGUGAAAGUGCACUUUGACGCCGAGAAGCGACUGGUGUGCGCCGAGUACCCGGGGGUUGUCCGCGACCCGCUGAAGAUGCUGGAGACGCUGGGCGGAGAGGAGGGGGUUUCCCGGAUUUACGCUGAUCCAAGCAGGAGACUUGAACUGCACUUCCGUCCAAAGGAUCCUUACUGCCACCCUGUGUGUGGUAACCGGUUCCCCUCAACCAGCAUGCUACUCCGGGUCAAGAGGAAAAAGAAGAAAAUCAGAGCAGAGGCACCUCCAAAGGAAGGAGAAUGUGAAGAAGAGAUUAAAUAUGAAAUGGAAAUUCUUGGUGUUAUCGGGACCACUUACAAAUUUCAGGGUAUGUCUGAUUUCCAGUUUCUUGCCUUGCACAAUGCAUCAGCAGGCUCACAAAUGUCCAUGUACGACAAAGUUAUUCUCCGCAAGCCGGAACACAAGGAGUUCUUUGAUCAGGAGCUGCCGCUGUAUAUCCCUCCUCCAAUAUUUUCCCGUGUGGAUAACCCUGUGGAUUACUUCUAUCGCCCAGAGGUCCAGCACAGGGAAGGAUAUCAGCCUCCAAAACUGUCCAACGAGAAUCUGAUUGGUCUGGGACGAGCACGCCGUCCCCACAACGCCAUAUUUGUAAACUUUGACGAUGCCGAGGUCCCAUCCCAGCCACUUGAAGCUGCCGUUCAGAACUGGAGCAAAUUUAACACUCAGGCAGCAGACCGGAAAGUUGAAGAAGAACUGAAAGGGAUCUUUGCUAUCCGGCCCAUUUGGUCCAGAAAUGCAGUUAAGUCAAAUAUUAAUGUGCAUCCAGAGAAGCUGAAGCUGCUGCUGCCUUUUGUAGCCUACUACAUGCUUACAGGUCCCUGGCGAAGUCUCUGGGUGAGGUUCGGAUAUGACCCAAGGAAAGAUUCCAAGGCAAAGAUUUAUCAGGUGUUGGAUUUCAGACUUCGUUGCAGCACCAAACAUGGUUAUAUGGCCUCUGACAUGCCAGUGAAGGCAAAGCGCAGCACAUUUAACUACAGCCUGCCCAUUACCAUCAGCAAGCCAGUCCCCCAGGUUGUGCGUAUUCAGGAUCUAACUAAAGCUCCAAAGAUUCUCAGCUUCCCACAUAGGAGAAUGCUCACCCUGUCUGGAUACAAACUCAAAGAGUCGGUGUACAUCUUCCGAGAGGACACUUUGCCACCCUAUCGCCAGAUGUUUUAUCAGCUGUGUGACUUGGAUGUAGACAGUUUAAAAAAGAUCAUCCAUCGCAAUAAUGGCAACGAGACCACAUGUGACGAGAGGGAUGGCUGGUGUUUGCCAAAAACCAGUGAUGACCUCCGGGAUCGGAUGUCCAACAUGAUUAAAGAGGUCUGUCGCAAAAAUCGAGCAGCUUCGACUUGUCUGAGAAAGAAACCGUCAGUCACUCAGGAGAGAGAAGAGCAUGAAUCUGCAGAGGAGGAGGAGGAAGAUGAGGAAGAAGAAUACGCACCGUCGGAGGGAAGCGAAAAUGAAAUGGAGACCGAGAUUCUCGAUUACAUUUGACUGUAUCGGAUGUGAGCUGGACUUGGUUACAUGAGGCGAGAGACAAACACAGAUUGUUGCAUUGAAAGUACACUGACAUGAGAUGGUCACUAUGCAGGGAGUGUCUGUAAUAAUAUGCAGCACGGCCUCGUGUUCAUGUAGCUGGCUACAUUGGACCAGCAUCUCUGACAGAAACUGCUGUUGCAGUUGGGAAUUGGCAAUUGAUCAGUUGCUUCUGGUUUUGUUUAUUGGAAUGUGACCAAGCCGCGCAUACGGUGAUCACUAACGAAGCGUUAUGGAACCGGACUGCUGGUGUACAGCAUCUUCUGUCUCUCUGUUAUAUGAACAGGGAGGCUAUUGGAUUGUGUGGAGGCUCAGUAACUCAUUUACUUAUUAGUGGGUCAUGGGUUGUUAGUUGAGGUUCAUCGCCAUGUCGAUGUGAAAAUGCGUGGUUGAGUGGUGGUCUGCAGGCUGGUGUUCUCUGUGACUCCUUACCUUCCAUGCCUUCUCCUGCACUGAGUAUCCAUUCCCAAUUAGGCCUUUAAUAGGAGGCUCAUCCACCAAGACCAGCUUCCUGUUGCUGGCCACGUUGUAGGCACCAGAACCACUUCCAGACAUUCUCAUUACUGGUACCAACGUUCAAUUGCAAGACUUUUAUUGUUAGGUAGUUUAGUGUUUUUUAUUUGUAAACCAAUGAAUGGGUAGUUGUGCUUCCGGUUCUCCAAGGUGGUGAUUUUCCAUUUGGGAUGAAAUGAAAUCCAGAAAGGACAGAGAAUUCCUUCAACAGAGCAGUGGGUCCACCAUCAGACUAUGGCAGAGGUGAGGGAAAGUAUGGUGUUCACCGUUGUGUAUGAAUUCAAUUAAAUUGAAUACAUUUUAUUACCCGAGUAUGUAUACAUACAAAUAAUUUCUUGGUAAUUUGCUCGCAAGGAUAACAACACAAUAUACAGUAGACCAUUAAAUAUAAAACGUUAUAAUUUAAACAUGUGAAGAAUAAAAUAAUAUACCAGAGCAAAAGGAGGGUACAGACAUUUGGCUGUUGACUAGAGCUACUGCUCAUGGAAAAAAGCUGUUUAUGUCUGGCUGUGGCGGCUUUGACAGUCCGGAGUCGCCUUCCAGAGGGAAGUGAUUCAGCGAGUUUGUGGCCAGGGUGUGAGGGGUCAGACAUUAUCUUACCCGCUCGCUUCCUGGCCCUUGCAGUGUACAGUUCGUCAAUGGGGGAAGGUUGCAGCCAACAACCUUCUCGGCUGAUCAAACAAUGCGCUGCAGCCUCCGGAUGCCAUGCUUGGUGGCUGAGCCAAAUCAGACCAUGAUGGAGAAGAUGAGGACAGACUCUAUGAUAGCAGUAUAAAACUGGACCAUCAUUGCCUGUGGCAGAUUAUUUUCUCAGCUGCCGCAGGAAGUACAUCCUCUGUUGGGCCUUUUUGUCCGUGGAGUCGAUGGCGGCCUCCCAUUUUAUGUCACUGGAGAUGAUGGGUCCAAGGAAACAUGACUCCACAGAUGUGACUGUGUUGUUGUUGAUGGUGAGUGGGGGGAGGGGAGGGGGAGCUCUCCUAAAGGCUACAAUCAAUUCCACUGUCUUAACGUUGAGCUCCAGGUUGUUGUAGUGGCACCAGGAGGCCAGUUGUGUCACUUCCUGUCUGAAGGCAGAUCCCUCCCCAUCCUGGAUCAAUCCCGGGUUAUGUCGUCUGCAAACUUGAGAAGCUUGGCGGAGGAGCCUGUGGGUGCAGUCAUUGGUGUAGAGAGAGUAGAGGAGAAGGGAGAGUAUGCAGCCUUGCAGUGCCUCUAUGCAGAGGGUCAGUGGAUCUGAGAUGUACUUUCCCAGCCUCACAUGCUGCUUCCUGUCUGUCAAGAUGUUGGUGAUCCAUUGACAUAGGGGUUCAGGCACAGUCAACUGGGAGAGUUCGGAGUGUAGUAGAUCUGGCACAAUGGUGUUGAACGCAGAGCUAAAAUCACAAAUAAAAUCCUUGCCUAGGUCCCCUGGCGGUCUAGAUGCUGGAGGAUGAAGUGCAGGCUGAGGUGAACUGAUCUAUUGGCCCGGAAUGCAAACUGCAGGGGUUUGUGAUACUUUUCAGCUGGGCUAGCACAUCUUUCAAGGGUUUUCAUGAUUACAGAGGUCAGUGCGACAGGCCUGUAGUCAUUAAGUCCAGUAAUCCUUGGCAUUUUGGGUACAGGAACAAUAGUGGAGACUUUGAAGCAGGCAGGGUCAGUGCAGGUUUGCAGGGACU